Molecule: messenger RNA, 1996 nt
Organism: Aphanomyces invadans
Lineage: Eukaryota; Oomycota; Saprolegniomycetes; Saprolegniales; Verrucalvaceae
Exons: 4
Coding region: 39-1961 (640 amino acids)
Biological process (GO): protein dephosphorylation
Cellular component (GO): nucleoplasm; protein phosphatase 4 complex
Molecular function (GO): protein phosphatase activator activity
Source: RefSeq, a predicted model, not a curated record
AAAAAAAUAUUCCGAGGUCAGGUGUGUAAUUCGAGACGAUGGAGAGGGGCUCCACGGAAACCACCACCGUGCACAAGGACAUGGACAUUCCUCUUGCCACCACCGACGGCACCCACGUACUGCCGCUCCCUGCGAUGCACACAUUAGUGGAGAUCCGAAAGGCGUUGAUGACACCCUUCCUCCCACCGACGAAACGAGCUGCCCGUGUCAAGUGUAUCGUCGAACACGAUGCCCAGUUCCUCAAGGAGCUUCUUCGUGUCGCCGAUCAAUGCCUCGACCUUGAUGAUGACGAAAGCAUGGAAAUUCUCUUCCAGAUCACAAAGUCUUUGAUUGAACUCUGCGACUCGACCGUGCUGCAACUUCUCUUGUCGGACGCGUUCUUUCUCGACGUCGUCGGCAUCUUGGAAUGCAACCCCCACACGAUCCGAAAGAUGUGUUUUCGUAAGGAUCUGUCGGCGCACAUGACGUUCAACGAGGUUAUCCCAAUCACGGAACCACAAGUCGUGCAGGCCAUACAUUUAAACUACCGUAUUGACGCGAUCAAGGACAACAUCUUGUCCCGCACGCUCGCGGACGGUUGCACGAUUUGGCUCGAGUCCAUCGUGAACGAGAACAACAUUUCGAUUCUCACGUAUAUAUCCAACCACGAAGACUACAUGGUGAAGCUACGAUCCCUCGUGGCAGACCCUGCGACAGAAUCCACUGGUCUCUUGCUUCUCCAAAAUGUCAUGCGACUGAUUCAGGUCACCCAACCGCCAUCCCGAGGUGUACCUCGUGUUCCCCACAUGCUCAAAGCUGACUACUCGGGCAUGAACCCUGUGUUUGGAUCACUCCACCAUGCACUCUUCCCCACGACGCUCCUCCCGACCUUCGCCUCAAUCUUGACGCGGCCCAACGACGCCAAUCGUCUCUUGGUUUUGGAAAUGCUCCAUCAUCUCGUGCUGUUCCAAAAUGGAGAUCUCCUCCGCGUCUACAUGGCCGACGAACGCAACUGCGACCUCUCCCUCCCCUUCUCCCUCACGUGGGAACCAAACCAAUCGCUCCUCCUUGCGAUUCUCGUCGCAUUCGUCCAAACCGAGGCCGCGCGCGGCGGCGUCUUGGACAUCCUAAAGCACCUCUUCCACGUCGUUCCUGGCCGCGAUGACAAAUUCCUGCACAUGUUGUAUCAUGGCAACUACAUGCAGUGGUGGCUCCACCUCCUCGGCCUCCCCGACCAGACCGGCCACCUGUACGAGCUGCACGCCUCCGUGUGGGAGGUCCUUACGAUGUGCGUAUCGCACCACGGCUACCGCAUCAAGUACUUGCUGGCAAAGCUCCCGAUGGCCCAGUAUGCGACGGACGCGCUCUUGAGCGGCAACAAGCUCCGCAUUCUGCACGUUGCGGCAUUCCUCAAAGGGUGUGUCUUGCGCAACGAAACUUUCUACAGCAACAUGGUCGCGACGCCGGCAAUCUGGGACGCCAUCCUCGACUUGCUCCAAGUGCGUACGAAGAACCCGUCCGCGGUCGUAUCGGCUUUGCUCGACAUGAUCAUGGCCGCCGAGGCGCACAACUGCCGCAUGAUCAUGGAACACAUUGUGAACCAUGCCAAGAUCACACUCCUGGAAGCGGCAUACUCGGGGGUUGUGGCUUCUAUCAAAGCAAAACUGUCGGACGGACAACCCGAACUCCACAAUGGACUCACGAUUCAGGAGGAAGAACGGUACUGGGCGCACGACGAGCAGACGAUGGUCGUGGUGGUGGACGAGGUCGACGACGACGUACUGUCCGACACCAGCAAAGUUGCGACACCAGAGGAUGAAGGACCUGCACUAUCCCCGCCACCAUUGAUUCCCCUGCAAGACCGCGAAGAGACUGGCAUUAUUGCGAGUCCUGCCGGGAGUAGACUGUCCAAGAAGCAAGUGAAGAGCAUGUUCUCGGCCAUCCAGUGGAGCAGUCCUUCGAAGAAACAAAAGGUAGACUAAUAGUCUUGUUGAAUACAUGAGAUAUUUAAUGCCCA